AUGCCACAAUUGCCAGUACUAACCGGAAAACCUGAAAUAAUCACUAUUCCCAACAGUGAACGAGACAAAAAUGAAUUGUUUCAACAACUUAAGCAACAUUUGCUUAGGGGAAAACUAAUUGGUCUACCUACAGAAACUGUAUACGGACUGGCCAGUAAUGGUCUAGACACAUCUGCAAUUGAGUUAAUUUUUCACAUGAAAAAGAGGCCGAUGAAUGAUCCAAUCAUUCUGCAUGUUUUUGAUUUUUCUGUGGCUAUUAAUGAAAUAUUUUCACUGGAUCUAUUUGAGACAGAAAUUGUACAGUUGUUGAGUGAUAAGUUUACGCCCGGUCCUUUGACGAUUGUUGCAAAGGCCAAGGAUUAUAUACCUAAGGUUCUAAGCAACAACACUGGUUAUCAAGGGGUAAGAGUGCCAAGUCAUAGUUUGACAAGGGAGUUUUUGAGGUAUUUAAAAUUGCCUCUGGCUGCCCCAAGUGCAAAUGUAUUUGGUCAUAUCAGCCCUACUACAGCACAACACGUAUUAAAUGAGUUUCCACAGGAAGAAAUUUACAUUAUAAGCGGCGGACCAUCUUCCAUAGGCAUAGAGUCCACUGUUGUAAAACUAUGCCUAAUUGAUGAUGUUUAUACACUGUCAAUUUGCAGGCCCGGUGCAAUUACAUUUUCGAUGAUUUGCGAUGCGUUGUCUAGCAUUAAGGGGCUGAAGAUUAUCCCAAAUGAACGCUUAUUUUUUAACGAUGACAAUCAACAUUUGUAUUCACCGGGGCAACUUUUAACGCACUACUCCCCCAAAUACGCUACCUAUCUACUCAAGCAUAACAAUACCGAUUUGGGUUGUUUUAAAAUUCAAAGCAGCGUUUUGUUUGACAUUUGCGGAGUUUUUGCAAAUUCGGCAGACUCAUUUACGCAUUACAUAAAGCCGAUAGAAUCUGUUACUUUUAAUACUAAUUUAUCAAUGGAAGACGCAGGGACGAUACGUAUGCUCCAGCAGGGGUUAUUUGCCAACCUUAGGAGAUCAGAAGAGCUAGCUUCUAAACUAACCAAUCCAACAAUUUUUAUCUCUUGGUUCCCCAAAACUCAUCUAAGCGAGGCGUUAUAUGAUCGCAUUUAUAGAGCCGCAUCUGGGCAAAUUAAAAUUUUGUCGCACUACUUGAAUCAUAAUUAA
Molecule: messenger RNA, 1161 nt
Organism: Babesia microti strain RI
Lineage: Eukaryota; Apicomplexa; Aconoidasida; Piroplasmida; Babesiidae
Product: SUA5, putative translation factor
Exons: 2
Coding region: 1-1161 (386 amino acids)
Biological process (GO): regulation of translational fidelity
Cellular component (GO): cytoplasm
Molecular function (GO): double-stranded RNA binding; tRNA binding; nucleotidyltransferase activity
Source: RefSeq, a predicted model, not a curated record